Molecule: messenger RNA, 813 nt
Organism: Nelumbo nucifera (sacred lotus)
Lineage: Eukaryota; Viridiplantae; Streptophyta; Magnoliopsida; Proteales; Nelumbonaceae
Source: RefSeq, a predicted model, not a curated record
UCGCGCUCUGCAGAAAAAAAAAAUGUUUCCUCAACAAUGGACGUCUCCAUGCGGAAACCAAUGCACGGCCAAAUACGCAGCUCUCAUGCAGAUCCCAUGGAGAGUAUUCUGCAAAAAAGGUUGUGACUCUGAUGGAGAGACAUGGGAAGAAUGUUUAGAGGAGUGCAAUGAGAUCUGCUAUAAGGAUCCUGUUUUCAAGGACCAGCAGUGGAGUGCUUACAUUGAUCGUUCACCAGGAGCUGAACAAUACUCAACGGAAUGUUUCCACGCUUGUGUAUCUGGCUGUGCUUACAAGUUUGGUAUUCCAUCAGAGGAAGUUGAUCAAGUUCAGCCUAACAGGCCAUCAUCCAAGCCUUGUAUCGUGAAAAAAUCUCCCCCAUCUUACACUAAAACCUUCAUCACAAUUGAAGACAUUCCCUCCACAUCUGCAUAGAGAGAGAGAGAGAGGAUAUAUUCUACAAUACAUACGUCUGCCUAGAUACAAGGAUACAUUAUUUAUCCUGUUGACUCAGUCACUUAGUCUACUAGCCCCUUCCUGGAGAAAAAGGGUUAUAUGGUUUUCUGUCUCAACUACCACUCCAGAUUAUUUGAGUUUCUGGUGACCCAAAAAUGGGUUUGGUGGGAUUUUUGGUGAGACAUAAGAUAAAUCGACUGUAAUUUUAGAGCCCUCUUCAUUGGCUAAUGAUGCACAAGUCAUUGACAAUGGAAACAAUAGUGACUGUGUCAUGUUCUGAUAAACUUUGACACUGUAUCUUCUGUAAUUUUGUCAUUGAUGCAUACAAUCAGGAUUAACAGUUUACUUUUGGGAUGUGA